Molecule: messenger RNA, 2115 nt
Organism: Trichoderma breve
Lineage: Eukaryota; Fungi; Ascomycota; Sordariomycetes; Hypocreales; Hypocreaceae
Product: BRE1 e3 ubiquitin ligase domain-containing protein
Exons: 5
Coding region: 1-2115 (704 amino acids)
Cellular component (GO): nucleus; HULC complex
Molecular function (GO): ubiquitin protein ligase activity
Source: RefSeq, a predicted model, not a curated record
AUGGAGGACAGGAAGAGACCCGCCAUCAGCGGCGCCGAAGACCUGGCUCCUCCCAGCAAGAGGGUUGCCAUCAAUGGGUCCAAGGCCAAGGACGAAAACACGGACAUGAAGGAAGAUACCUGGAUCGAAGCAUAUACAAAGGGAGCGAUAUAUCGGCAAAUGCAGGAGUACAGUCGUAAGGCGUCCACAGCCGAAUCGCGUCUAGAAGAGCUACACAAACGAUCCGUCCACCAUGACGAUCAUUUACGAAUUAUUGACGCUUGGUGGCGACAGUGUUUAGAAGAACUCGAAUUGUUGGUUACGUCCAAAGUACCGACUGCGGAGCCUAGGGACACUCCAUAUCUCACGGCCGUGAGCUUCAAAAACCUACAUGAUUUCCAAGCUCAUUUACAGGAAAGGGGGAAGACGAUCAAAGCCAAGGCCGAAUCACUGCUCACCCAACUCGCAGCCCAGAGGGAAAAUAUUUCACCCAAGACAACUGAGUUAGAAAGCCAAAUCGCCAGCCUCCUAGCGGCCCAGAAAGAAUACCUCCUAAAGCUCGACCGAUUGAGCGCAGAAAAGGAACAAAUGUCGGAGCAACUCAACGCCGCGACGCUUAGGUAUUUCAAAGCCGAGAAGAAGCUCGAUCGUGCCAAGAGCGCGCAAGUUCAGAGGCUAGAGCAGCAGGCAUUUGCUAAUGCUACACGGCCCGCGACUACGCCUACCGAGGGAGGAUCAGAACCCAGUGAACCAAACGGCAGUGCAAAUGAGCUGUUGGUGAAAUAUGAAGAGGCCAUGGCGGCUGCGACGAAACAAAAGGAGCAACUGGAGGCGCUUCUUGCUGAGCUCAAAACCCUGCAAGAGGAAAACACAAGUCUGAAAGCUCGACGAGAAACUCUGUCAGACGAAGAUUACAUCCGCACGGAUGUGUUUAAGCAAUUCAAGAGUCAAAAUGAGGACCUCAUCAAGCGGAUCAACACCUUGGAAGCCACCAACAAGCAAUUGCGCGAGGAGGCGGAAAAGCUCCAAGCAGAGCGAACGGCAUUCCGCACCCAGCUCGAAGCAGAUAUGAACCAGGUGGCACAGGACUAUGAAGCUGAUAUUGCCGCACGAGACCAGGACCUGACCCGCGUACGGUCUGCUCGGGACGAGAUACUCGCAGAGAACAUGCAGCGCAGGGCGAAUGCAGAGCAGGAACGGAUCGCAAUGGAGCACAUCAAAGAGCUUGUAGCAGCAAAGGAGGACAGAAUAUCUGCGCUAGAGUUGGAACUUGCUCGCUUGAAACCAGCAGGGGAUGAAGAAACUGGUGUUGUGGCGGACGUGGACGAUAUUUCAGAGGAGGACCUGCGGCAAAGAUACAAGAAGCUGAGGCAAGAUUUCGACUCCAUUAACCAAGAGCUACCGGCAAUGGAGAAGGCGUACAAGAAGAUGAAGGAUCUUGCUCAGAAGAAGGUGCUCGAUUUCACUGCCUUGGAGGAGAAGGUGGCGAUCCUAAUUGCUGAGAAGAGCAAAGCCGAUCAAAAGUACUUUGCUGCCCGGAAGGAUGCCGACACUCGAAACAGCGAGAUUCGAACCCUAAGACACCAGAGCGGAAAAUCAGCCGAACUGAUUGCUCAGUUGAAAGACUUUGAAUCUCAGACCCGAACUUUGCUGUCCAAUCUGGAGAAACAAUCGGCGGAUUUGAGGCAGGCCAAUGCGGCGCUGGUCGCCGAAAGCAAAAAGAUGGAAUCCAACAGCCUAGAGGCUGUGAGAAAGUCGGAAUCUGUCACGAAGCAAGUGGGAGACUUGACCAACUUGGUCAAGUCCAAGGACGCAUCCACAGCUGUUAUCCGAGAGCGAAACGCUAUGCAAGAAGUUGAAGUGGAGAAGCUCAAGGUUCGAAUUGAGCAUAUGCAGAAAGACCGGGAUAGCUGGAAGAAUAAGGCGCUGAGCAACUCCUCAGAAGAGGAAGACAUGCUACGGACUAUGGCCUUGUGUACGGUUUGCCGCACCAAUUUCAAAAACACUGCGCUCAAGACUUGCGGCCACCUUUUCUGCAACAAAUGUGUGGAUGACCGCAUAAGCAACCGUAUGCGGAAGUGUCCUAGCUGCUCAAGGGCGUUUGACAAGAUGGAUGUCAUGCAGGUUCACUUUUAA